This is a messenger RNA of Manis javanica (Malayan pangolin), 5203 nucleotides long. The record is from RefSeq and is a predicted model, not a curated record. Lineage: Eukaryota; Metazoa; Chordata; Mammalia; Pholidota; Manidae.
CGCCCCCAGCCCAAACCCGCGGGGAUAGGCCCCACCUCCGACACUUUCGCCGGGUCAGCACGGUGCGCCCGACCCCGGAGCCUAACCUUGUCCCCACGGGAGGGAAGCUAGAAUUCUUCCUCCGAGACUGGAUAAGGAGUUAAAAUAUCCGCCGCUGCGUGAAGCGCCUCCGGUUCCCGCGAGCCGGAGCCACGGCCACUUCCGCUCCCAGCGGCCCCGAAACCGGACGUGGAGGCGCGCGCCGGCGGCAGCGGCGGCGGCGGCUGGCGGCGGCUGUGCUGAUCAGCGCUGGCGUGCUGCGGUGGGAGUGUCUGCUGCGGGUCUGUAGGUGCAGCUCGGCCCCUCCGGAGGGCGGGGAGGCUCGGCGGGCGCUGGGAGGAGCCGGAGGGCCCGGGACAGCCGCCGGCGCCGGGGUGCGCCCUUCUCGCAGCGGCCGUAGGGCCGGGACCCAGCCCGCACAGCUCGGCCUCUCAGCUGGACGCCCCACAACCGCCCCGACCGGUCCCUCGCCCUCCGGUACCCUCGUCCGGGCCGGCAGUACUGUCACCUCCCCGCUCCAGCCAGUCUUUCGCCCUCCCGUACCCAUAUCCGGGCGGAUGGGACUGACACCCCCCGGCCCCGACCACGACCCCACGCGCUCAGGUCCUCCUCCCUGGGCAUAUGUGUCUGUGCCCAGGUACAGGGACUUCCCCAUGCAUACCCAGUCUGGCCUCCCAGGUGGGGUCAAGAGAAGAGCUGAGGGUGACAGAAGGAGGGGUACCCUGUGUCCCGUGUGUGGAUUGGGAAUCUCAACUUAAACUCAAAGCAUCUACCCCUGCGCAGGAUAUUUUGGAGGAAAAUUCAUCCUAUAAUACGCAUGUGGGGCUGGGGCUGGACCUGAAGAUGCAGAGCAGGCCCAAGAUGGGAGAGAGGGGUACACCUUUAUUUCCUGAGGCCCAGCCAGCUCUCCAGGAGUCGCCUUGGUCUUCUGGAUGCACAGGGCUGAAGGCAGCUGUGCAGAUUCGGAGGCCCGUACCUGUGCGGGGCCUCCCCGACCCGUGGACAGUUGGGCAGUCUGCUCUGCCUGCUUGGAACUCCACCUGGCUCCAGGAGGAGAGCACAGAGGCAGGAGCCAUGGUUCCUGGGGUGCUGCCCACCUGCCUGCAGGAGCCAGUCACCUUUGCAGAUGUGGUUGUGUUGUUUACCCAAGAAGAAUGGAUGUUUCUAGACUCUGCCCAGAGGAGACUGUAUCAAGAUGUGAUGCUAGACAACUACAGGAACCUGGUCUCUGUGGGCGAUCAACUAGGCAAACCCAGUGUGUUUUUCCAUUUGGAGCAAAGGAAAGAGCUGUGGACUGCUGCGGGAGGAACCUUUCCAGGAGCCCAUCCAGAACCUCAACUUCAACCCCAGGAGCCAGUUCCUAACCAGGGUAUUUUUGUGGAGAGUCCAUCCAUUGGCAUGAAAAGGGAGAAACCUCAGACUGGGGAAAAACUCUACAAAUAUAGUGAACUCAGGAAACCCUUUGACAACACCAAGCCACUUUUUCACUAUCAGAGAAUUCAUGCUGGUGAAGACCCCUAUGGAUACGAAGAGAAUAGAAAACUCUUCUUCCAGACCUCUCACCUAAUCAUGCCCAAGAAAAUCCAUAGCAGUGAUAAAACCUACAUGUGUAACAAAUGUGAAAAGUCCUUCCAGUACAGCUCAAACCUCAUCAGGCAUGAGAAGACUCACACUGCAGAGAAAUGCUUUGAAUGUCAAGAAUGCCAGCAAGCCUUCAAGUAUUCCUCAAAUCUGCGGCGGCACAUGCGAACUCACACUGGAGAGAAACCUUUUGAAUGUACUCAGUGUGGGAAAACCUUCACGAGGAACUUUAACCUGAUUUUGCACCAGAGGAACCACACGGGUGAGAAGCCCUACCAGUGUGAGGAUUGUGGGAAAGCUUUUAAUCAGUCAUCCUCUCUGAGGAGUCAUGUGAGGACUCACACAGGAGAGAAGCCCUUUGACUGCAGUCAGUGUGGGAAAGCCUUCAGGGAACACUCGUCGCUGAAGACACACCUGAGGACUCACACCAGAGAGAAACCCUACGAGUGUAACCAGUGUGGGAAGCCCUUCCGGACGAGCACCCACCUGAAGGUACACAAGAGGAUACACACAGGGGAGAAGCUUUAUGAAUGCGCUACCUGUGGGCAGGUCCUGAGCCGUCUCUCAACCCUCAAGAGUCACAUGCGAACUCACACUGGAGAGAAGCCCUAUGCGUGCCAGGAAUGUGGGCGGGCCUUUAGUGAGCCUUCCUCCCUCAGAAAACACUCGAGGAUUCAUACCGGCAAGAAGCCCUACGUGUGUCAGGAAUGUGGGCGAGCCUUUGGUCAGUCUUCACACCUCACCGUACAUAUGCGAACCCACACUGCGGGGAAGCCCUAUGAAUGUAAUGAGUGUGAGAAAGCCUUCAGGCACAGUUAUUCACUUACUGUGCAUAAAAGGAUUCAUGCCAGGAGAGAAAAUGUUAGGAAUGGUGCCCUUCCUUUAUCAUUAUCUCAUCAAUACAGUGGGCCCCUUGCUGAUUAACUUCCAAGUUGUAAAAAUAAAACAUGCGGGCCUAUAAUCAUCUCUUGUAGUACUCCUUUAGCUACAUCAUGUUUUAAUGUAUAAUGUUUCAUUUUGGUUGUAUGAGUUUUCAUUAUACUUAUUCUUUGACCCAUGGGUUAUUUGUAACUAGAUUUUUAAAAAAAACUAUGUGGAUAUAUUUUUAUGGAGGUAUAAUUACUUAUAGUGAAAUGCAUAAAUCUUAGGUGUACAGUUGGGUGAGUUUGACUGAUAUGUACUUAUGCCUAUGUAAGCAAAACCUCAUUUCUAUCAUUCUGGAAGGUUCCUGCAAGUCUAAGUUUUUUUUUCCCAUUGCCUGUUGUUGGUUUCUAAUUUAAUUACCUUGUGAGCAGAGUUUGUGGUCUUUAUGUUAAUAAAUCUUAGGUAUUUGUUGAGAUUUUUUUUUAGGUCCAGUAUGUCAUAUCCUGCUAGUUGACUAUCAAAAUACCCUUUCUUCCUUACAAAAGAGCCUAGGUUUUUUGUUCAGAUUGGUAAUGUGUACUAUUAAAAACCUCCAUCUCCCAGUCCUUGCAGCCAGGGAGGCCAUGUUCCCCAAUCCUGGUCAUUAUAAGUAGAAUUCAUUGGGUGGUGUGAAUCCUGAAAAAGAUGAUACAAAAGAACAUUCAUCCAGCUCCCUGCAUUCAGAUUGCCUUUUGUCAAAGAUGUCGGUGGUUGAGCAGCCAUCCUGUGACCAAGAGGGUAAAAACUACAGGCUAAAGAGAGUGUGGCCAGAAAUUACAACCAUCCUGCUUCCCCAGUUGGUAUCUUUGUGUCGUUGUACCAGCCCUGGAGUGUAUUUCUGCACAUCCUGUUACAUAAAAAAGAUGUACUUCUUCCUAGCACAUGGCCUUUUUUGUUGGGAGAAGGAGAAGGCAGGGAUGAUCUACUUAAUAUAUGGUCAGUUUUUAUAAGUGCUUCAUGGGUGGUUGAAAUCAAUGCAUUGUAUUUUAUGUAUGUCCACUAGAUCAAGUUGUAUUUAUGUUUGAAAAUCUUAUACACAUCCGUAAGUAUUGAUCUCUGUCUUAGUUCAGGCUGCUAUAACAGAAAUACCAAAGACUGGGUGGCUUAUAAACCACAGAAAUUUAAUUCUCACAGUUCUGGAGGCUGGAAGUCCAGAUCUAGGUGCUGGCAGAUUUGAUGUCAGGUGAGACCCCUUCAUGGUUCAUAGAUGCCUCUCUUGCUGUGUCCUCACGUGGCAGAAAGGGAGCAGGAGAGCUCUCGGGGUUUCUUUUAUGAGGGCACCAAUCCCUUUCAUCAGGGCCCCACUCCCACGACCUCAUCACUUCCCAAAGGCCCCACUUCCUGAUACCAUCACUUUGGGGGUAAGGCUUCAGCAUGUGAAUUCCGGGGGACACAUAUUCAGCCCACAGCAUGCUUUGAUCUGCGACAUACUGAGGGAGCUAGCUACAUUAAACUCUCCCACAUGAUUGUGGAUUGCUGAAUAAAUCUUGUAACAAUUUUUUAAUUUUUAUAUUUUGAAACAAUGGAAUUAAGUGAAAAGAUUUGACAUUUUAAAUGUUUCUAGAAAAUUGUUCUUUUUAUUCUUUGGCCAUCUUUUUUCCUAGUGAUGACUAUUCAGCCAUUCAUCAUCAUAACAGCAAAUAAUUAUUUAAAGCCUUCUCUAUUAGAUAGUAGCUACUACUGUAAAGGUUGCAUCUUUUAAGUUAUUUAGUUCCCACUGUGACCCUUUGAGGUAGAUGCUAUUAUUAUUCCCAAUUAACAGAUAAGGAGACUGUUGAGGUGACUUAACCAAGUUCAUGCAGAUGGUAAGUGACAGAAUCUGGUUCUAAGAUACAUGCUCCCUCCACUGUGUUUCAACCCAGGACCUAUUCUCCAUUAAAAAUUAAAAAAAAAGAAAUAUAGUUGAUAUACAACCUUAUAUUGGUUUUAGAUGUACAGUCUAGUGAUUUGAUGAUCAUAUACAUUGGUAAAUGCUCACCAUAAGUGUAGUUACCAUCUGUCACCAUACAAAGAUAUUACGAUAUUACUGCCUUCAUACCCUAUGCUGUACUUUUCAUCCCCAUGACUUGCUUAUUUUGUAUUUGGAAGUUCGCUCCUCUUUAUCCUCUUCACCUAUUUCACCCAUGCCCCCCCCUCCUUGCCCUAUGGCAACUGCCAGUCCGCUCUGGGUUUGAGUCUGUUUCUGUUUUUGUUCACUUGUUCUGUCUGUUCCCCAUUUUAUUUGUUGCCACAGGAUCCUGUUUUUGUGUUUUCAAUUCUUUUAUGGGAAGUAUAACUUACGUGAAAGUUUGUCAGUCUUAGUGCACACCUUGGUGAAUUUUAGGUAUGUCUAUACCACCCAUGUCAAGGUAUAAAAUAUUUUAUCUCCCCAGAAGGUUUCCUUGGGCCCUACCUCAGUCAGGAAGUCCCACCCCCAGAGGUAACCAGUAUUCUGACUUCUAUCACCAUAAAUUUAUUUGUCUUCAUCACAGAAAUGGAACCACACAGUAUGUUCUCUUGUAUCUGUUUUUCUCGGUAAGGUAUCAUGAGAUUUAUCUUUGUCGCAGUAUCUUCUUUCAAAAAAUUGCUGUGUAAUAGUCCAUUUUUUGGAUACACCAUAAUUUAAAAAUUCCAUUCUGAUCAGGGAAAUUUGGGUGCUUCCCAGGUUUUGCUAUUAUAAAUAAAGCCAUGGUGAAUGUUU